Molecule: messenger RNA, 1314 nt
Organism: Aureobasidium melanogenum CBS 110374
Lineage: Eukaryota; Fungi; Ascomycota; Dothideomycetes; Dothideales; Saccotheciaceae
Product: ICE2-domain-containing protein
Exons: 2
Coding region: 1-1314 (437 amino acids)
Biological process (GO): endoplasmic reticulum inheritance; septin ring assembly
Cellular component (GO): cortical endoplasmic reticulum; endoplasmic reticulum membrane; perinuclear endoplasmic reticulum
Source: RefSeq, a predicted model, not a curated record
AUGUGGUACAUCACGCGCAUCCUGUCGGCGCUCCUGUUUUUGUUCAGCGUCGUUUUCACCAUCCCGCUGGCCUUUGAUGUCGGUGGCCGAACCUGCGGCCUCGCCUUUUCCCUCUCGCUGAGCGCCUUCUACUUCUUCUACUCUGCGCUACGACUUGCUACGCCCGAUAGCUCCAGACUCCGCUAUGCCCUCGUCAACAUCAUCGCUGCCUCGCAGUGGAUCGUCAUUCCGACCCUAAUGAUCUGGAGUCUCAACAAGUUUUCGAUCGACUCGGACGCGAGCGCAUGGGUGGAAAAGACAUUCAGUGGAAAGAGAGCGCAGCACGAUACAUUCUAUGCAUGGGUCUUUGGUAGUGACGGCCUGGUGCAGUCUCUCACCAUCGGCGGCUGGGACAAACUACUGCGCUGGUCGACGCCCGUCUUCCAGUUGAGCGAAGGCUUCUGCAGUCUGCUCGUCAUUCAGGCUGCAGGUCAAAUCACAAGAUAUCUGGUGAACCGUGAAGGAGGUGAUGGUUGGAUGAUUGGACUGCUGAUCACUUCUGCCUCGAUUAUAUCAAGCUCGGUCUACUUCCUUUGGAGAAUCACCACUUUCCCGGAGCUCGGUAAUGUCGAUGCUAUCCUGAUCGGCGUUGCUAUCACCUGUGCCUUCUUCCUGUGUGUUUGGGGAAUCGGCAGCGGUAAGGGUAAUCCUGUCGAAAGCUCGCUGCUUUUUGCCUAUAUCACUCUGUGCAUCUACCAGAUCUUUACCGACUACCAACCCUCGAAUCCGUCACAGCCCGUUGCAGUUCCUGCCGAGCCGGAUUUCCCUCCAUUGCCUCCGAUCAUCAUGGCAUCCUACUCAACUUUGAUGCACGCCCUUUCUACUCUGCCGUCUACCAUUCACACGUCUUUCAAUUUUCUGUUCGCAGCCAUCAUGACAAUCACCCCCUCCGUCAUCAUCUCGCUGGCUUACCGCCUCUUCGUUAUGUACGCCUCUGCCCGUAUCAUCCCGGCUGUGCGCGAAUCUGGAGCUCGUGCGCUUUCACAAGAGCCAUCUCUGGAAGACAGCGAUGGCGUCGGUCAGGUCCUCGGAUUCCUCAGCUAUUUCAGCCCAAGUAUCCUGAUUGCUGUAUACACCAGUCUCUUGAUGCAACAUUUUGCUUCGGCUUCUGCCGAUCAUCCUGGAGAAUGGUGGACCAGUCAAGGUGGAGAUGCAGGCAGCAACGUCUGGAGGUGGGCAAACUUAGCUGGUACCAUGGCACUCUACGCAGUCGAGUUAUACCUGGGCAAGGGCCAUGACGACAGUAGCCUCACAAGUCACUGGAAGAUUGACUGA